Charadrius vociferus (killdeer) is the source of this 1404-nucleotide messenger RNA. Its product is annotated as caspase recruitment domain-containing protein 8-like. Gene Ontology annotation, cellular component: canonical inflammasome complex. The record is from RefSeq and is a predicted model, not a curated record. Gene Ontology annotation, molecular function: protein binding. Bases 1 to 1404 code for a protein of 467 amino acids. Gene Ontology annotation, biological process: regulation of apoptotic process. The transcript has 8 exons. NCBI's taxonomy places the organism in Eukaryota, Metazoa, Chordata, Aves, Charadriiformes, Charadriidae.
AUGGCGAAAAGAGUGCCCGUGGAGCAGCAGGAGUCUGCGACCGACAGCCCCGAUGAGUUCCCUGUCCUCAUUAAGACUGGGGAAGGCAAAGCAUUUUCAAUGCUGGUGUCUCUCGAUGACACUGUGAGGGACCUUAAGGCCAAGCUGAGCGUGCAGGACUCCUCAGUGAGCCCCGAAGAGAGAAGGCUGAUCUACUGUGGUCGACAAAUGGAGGACGAACAGACUCUGCAACACUAUAAAAUCACACCCUACUCUACUUUGCACCAGUGCGAGGUGGUGGUGGUUACAUCCCUGAAUACGAAGGCAGAGGAGUUGCCAGUCAAUGACUUUUCUGGUCGCUUCGCUGAUGAGAGUGGUGCCUUUCUGGGUGCCAAACAGGAGCUGCUGAUCCCCUGCUGCUGCUUGCGAGGCUCCAAGCUCCCACGCCAUGCUGCAUCGCGCUUCCCUGUAAAUGCCAGCACUACCCCUGCAAGAGCUCAUCUCCCCGAAGCAGGCACCUUCCAGUGCUCCAUCACAGGCCUCAGCUUCAAGGUGAAGUCGGCAGUGAUCAUCACCUACAAAUACUCCAGCUGGACCAAGUACCUGAGCAAGGGUCACCAGGAAAUGUGGGUGCCCGCCGGACCCCUCUUCCACAUCCAGGUGCAGCCUGGGGUCGUGGAGGCAGUGCAUCUCCCCCACUUCGUCUGCCUGGCAGAAGGUGUAGAUUCCAGCCUGUGCUCCAUUGCCCAUUUUACAUCUGGGAAGAUGACCCUGGAGAGACCGACCAGACUGAUGGCUUUCUCUGCUGUCCUGGAGAAUCCCAGCUUCUCCCUGCUUGGGGUGCUUUGGAGGAAGAUACGUUCGGCUUUAAAUUCACUCCCUGUGCACUCCGUGGUGUUGAUCUUCCAGCAGCUCAACGCUGCAAAUACAACUCUUCACCUCUACCUGAUCCCAGAUGACAAUUCUGUGAAGCAGGAACAGUUGCCAUUUUGCUACAAGAGUCCUAAGGAACAGCAGCUCUUUUUUGAGAUCUACAUCAGGAACAUGGCAGAGGAAAUUGGGCUGCGUAUGACAGACACACGCAAUGACACCGAGGUCUGGAGGGCAUCACUGAGAUCAGGUGAUAUUAACAUUCCUGCCCGCGCCUCCAAGACCUCGUCAGGGGCAGCCUUCAUGAAGAAGCACAGGACCAAGCUUUGCUUGAGGAUGGGGCAGCUUUCCACCAUUCUGCUACACUUACGGGAUGCAAACGUCAUCAGCAGCAAUGAGGAAGAGGAGGUGCGAGGUCAAGGUACGAGUGAAAGGAAGAACCAAUUUUUGCUGGACCUAGUCGAGAGGAAAGGGCAGGAGGCCCAGGAGCAGCUCUACCGGAUUCUUGAGAAGUAUAACCCAUACCUCAUCACAGACCUGGAGAAGAGCAACUAG